AUGGAGGAAAUGGCCAUCGAUCCCGUUCUUAUCGCAUGGGUAAAACAGUUUCUUACUGGCAGGAAACAGCGAGUGAAGAUAGGUAAAUACACCUCAAGUUUCGAACCAGUGAACGGUAGGGUUCCACAAGGCACUGUCUUAGGUCCGAUUCUAUUUAUGAUUAUGAUAAACGAUUUGUUGGUUGAUUGGGACGAUAGAUGGAAAUAUGUUGACGAUUCGUCUGUUUCAGAAACCCUUUCUAGAAACAAAGAUUCGAACUUUCAAACUAUUUUAAAAGGAAUUAUGCAGUGGUGUGCAAGAAAUAACAUGUCCUUAAACCCCCAUGUUUAA
Molecule: messenger RNA, 330 nt
Organism: Paramuricea clavata
Lineage: Eukaryota; Metazoa; Cnidaria; Anthozoa; Malacalcyonacea; Plexauridae
Source: the annotation of a GenBank genome assembly